Molecule: messenger RNA, 702 nt
Organism: Clavispora lusitaniae ATCC 42720
Lineage: Eukaryota; Fungi; Ascomycota; Pichiomycetes; Serinales; Metschnikowiaceae
Source: RefSeq, a predicted model, not a curated record
AUGCCAUUUGCUCGCGCAACACUCGCACAGACGAGCCGUGCACGAGCGCCACCGCCGAGCCUGCAAAGUCCACAUGGCACCGGGGCAGAGCGUCAAGCGUCCAUCCGUGCGGCGCCACUGCAAGCGGCUCCAACGAGGAAAACGCUAGCACAUGGACAUUUUCCGCCGUCACCACCACGAUGCGCUCAAAGUCCGUGUCCAUGCAGAAGGCGCGCUCGCCUAGAUGCGCCAGGCGGAGAAGCGCGGACGCCAGGAAAACACGCACCUGGCCCGCGGCGUCGAGCGCCACCAUUUCGCCCGGCGCGCCGCGCACGUUUUUCUGGCGCCGCACGCGCACCAGAACUAUCUCCACUGGAUCUGCCAGGUGGGCCAGAUUUGCCAGGUGGGCCAGAUUUGCCAGGUGGGCCAGAUUUGCCAGGUGGGCCAGAUUUGCUAGGUCCGGCCGCGCCACCGCCUGCGCCGGCUGCGCCAGCGCCAAGUUCUUCGCCCAAACCACGCCGUCGCGCGUGCCCACUCCAAGCAAGGCGCCCGAAGCGUCCAGCGCCAGAACCGCAGCAAAGUGCGCCGAUCCCGGCACAAACACCUGGUUUUUCCCCAGCACCAACGCGCACAGCGCAAGCGAGCCGGCGGGCGAGAUGGUGGCAAGCCGGUCGUGCGCAAAAUCCAUCUCCACCACCGCCAGCGGGCCGUACUCGCCGUUGA